AUUUGAUUACAAGUGACAUCACAGUCUCCGUUCUUGGCUUCUACAUUUUUCGACUGGUAGUUUGUUUUUCGUUUCUGAUCAAGAGAUUGCGAAAUAAAAGAAGAUUUUGUGUUGCCCUCGUCCCGCCCCCUGGCUCUUAAAUUUCUCUAUUAUCUACGUGAGACUAUUGCGCAACCCCUUUAGUCGAAGAUCCGUUUGCCUAUUUCAUUCUCCUCAGUCGUGUGACUCAAACCAACUCCGUAAGUCACUUCCGUGUCAACAAAGUGUUUUCAAGUUCACGUCGUCACCAAACGAAUUUUUCAGUGUUUUUCGUCGUUUCAAAUCCCCAAAAUGUUGCGAAUCGGCAGAGUCCUUAAAGAUAAAUCAAAUGUUGUUGAAGCUCUUAUCAAUGGAGACAAGACAUUCAGGUUACUCUCAACCACAGUGGCUUCUCAUGGUGCAGCAGCUCCUGCUAUCAAGGAAAAGCAUGAAGAUGUCUCAAAACCAAAGCCAUCGAAAGAUUCCAAAUCUUUCACCAUGAAUCUAUUUCGCGGUGGGCUCGAAACCUCCCAAGUUUUCCCAUACCCAAAAGUGCUCAAUGAAGAACAAUCUGAAAUGUUAACAAUGCUGGUCGAUCCCAUGUCGAAAUUCUUUGACGAGGUGAAUGACCCCAAAAAAAAUGAUGCAGAGGAGAAAGUAGAUGAAACUACGCUGUCGGGACUCUGGGACCUUGGAGCUUUUGCUCUACAGGUGCCCCAAGAGUUGGGCGGUUUGGGAUUGUGCAACACUCAGUAUGCCAGGCUAGUAGAAAUUGUCGGAGCGCACGAUCUUGCUGUUGGAAUCGUUUUAGGAGCUCAUCAAUCCAUCGGAUUUAAAGGAAUCCUGUUGUUUGGAAAUCCGGAGCAGAAGGCAAAGUAUUUACCAAGAGUUGCAGGAGGUGAAAUGGCUGCAUUCUGUUUGACAGAGCCAGCAUCAGGAAGUGACGCUGCAUCCAUCAAGACUCGCGCAGUGCUCUCUCCAGAUGGCAAGCAUUACAUUCUGAAUGGUAGCAAGAUCUGGAUCAGUAACGGAAGUUUUGCGAAAAUAAUGACCGUUUUUGCUCAAGUGCCUGUGAAGGAUGAAAAAACUGGGGAAGUCAAAGACAAGGUAACAGCAUUUAUUGUCGAGAGAGAUUUCGGAGGCGUGACGUCCGGUCCACCCGAAAAGAAAAUGGGAAUCAAAGCUUCAAACACAGCCGAAGUUUACUAUGAAGAUGUGAAAGUCCCUGUAGAAAAUGUUCUCGGUGGUGUUGGUGGAGGAUUCAAGGUAGCGAUGAAUAUUUUGAACAACGGAAGAUUCGGUAUGGCAGCAGCUCUUUCUGGCACCAUGCGAGCAGUUACAAAGAAAGCCGUAGAUCAUGCAACAACUCGUGUUCAGUUUGGAACAAGAAUCGACUCUUUUGGAACAAUUCAAGAGAAAAUCGCUCGAAUGGCUGUUCUACAUUACGUCACAGAAUCCUUGGCAUACAUGAUCUCUGGAAACAUGGACUCAGGAUCCCAGGACUAUCACCUUGAAGCAGCCAUCUCAAAAGUUUUUGCUUCUGAAUCAGCAUGGUAUGUCACAGAUGAGGCUAUCCAAAUUUUAGGUGGUAUGGGCUUCAUGAAAGAUACUGGUCUCGAACGAGUUCUCCGGGAUCUCCGUAUUUUCAGAAUUUUUGAAGGAACGAACGACAUUCUCAGGCUAUUCGUCGCUCUCACAGGUAUUCAGUAUGCCGGAAGUCAUCUGCAAGAGGUAGCCAAGGCAUUCAAAAACCCAACAGCUAAUCUUGGUCUCAUUUUCGAUGAAGCGUCGAAACGUGCUUUCAAGAAAGUUGGUCUUGCCUCUGUCCCAUCUCUAGACAGUCACGUUCACCCUAGUCUAAGACCAGCUGCUGCCAAAGCUGCAAAGAGCACAGUGCAGUUUGGAGACACUGUAGAGCAUUUACUCAUCAAGUACGGUAAAAAAAUUGUGAAUGAGCAGUUCCUCUUGAAUAGGCUUGCCCAAGCUGCAAUCGACAAUUACACAAUGAUGGUUGUCCUGUCCAGAGCCACCGACUCAUUGAACCGCAAUCUUCCUUCAGCAGAACACGAACGACUCCUCACUGAAAUUUGGUGCCAGGAAGCUUCAGAACGAGUAGCGGCCAAUUUAGGUGCCAUCCAAUCCAAAGAUAAAAUAGACCUGUACUCAAAACUUAGCCAAGCAGCAAAGAAUAUCUGUGCCAAUGGUGGCUUUGUCCAGCAGAACCCACUCCAAAUCUAAAUGUCUGAUUAUGUGGAUCGUUUCUACGAAAUGUGGAUUUUUACAUCCAAAUUAAAAGGCUGAUACUGUGAAUUACUACAAGUACCUAAACAGUUGGACAAAACUCCUGCUGGAUAAAUAUUUGUGUGGUUUACUCAUCCAAACUCCUAGAAGGCUCUAAAAACAGUAGUUUAAGAUUACCUAGUAUUAAAUAUAUUAAAUUUAGUUUCAAAAGAAUAUAAACCAUAUAUCCUUAUCUGGUUAAACCUUUUAAAAAAAUUCAAUUAUUGUACAAAAAAUUCUGCACAAAAUUUUAAUGAUCUACCAUUUGAAAAUGUAACACUAUCUGUUGAGCUUUACUUGGGAUUUUCAAUUUAAACCUGGUGCAUUGUUAAUACUAAUUUUCAGCCCGAUUGUGAAUCAUUUUAAUGUUUUUAGUAUUAGAGAUCUAAUGCAUUUGUGCAAAAUGAAUUAAUCGUCAUAGCAAUCAGAUUUUUUCUUUUUGCGUAAAUACGUCGGAUAAGUUUUAUUUCUAAGCAAACAGUAUCAGGUUUUCUCUGUGGGUAAGACCAUUAGAAUAAUUUUGUAAAUUUUAUUUUAUGCAUGAUAGGUGUUAUGAAUUUAGUCUUGACUAACUUUCUUGGCAGUAUGGCAUGAUUUUUGUCCUAAUACGACUUUUCUAUCGCUCAAGUACCAUUUCUCCCCUAAAAAAGUUUCAAACCAUGUCAGGAAUUUUUAAAAUCCUUCCCUUUUUGAUAAUUUUUAUCUAUGCUUCUCUUGAAAUGUCGGAGUAAAUUUUCUCUUCUACCAUUUGUACAGUCAAUUCAUGAUUCAUACCGCCGCUUAAUUUAAAAAUAUGUAAUUGAACCUUUUUAUAGUACAUCCAAGUGUAAAUAAUCAAUUGAUGAUAACUGAUGUCUGUGCAUCCGAUAAAUAAUGAAUGCAUCUGAUUUUGUUGUAUCUAGAAAAAGUUUUUUUUAUUUUUUUAAAUAAAUCAAUUCUCUUGUUGUUUCCUAACGUUUGGCAUACAUCUACCAUUUUUCUCACUCCAGAACUUUUCCACCAAAUCUGUUUAAAUUAGAUGAAAUUACAAUGUCUGCCUCUGAACUUCUUACACUUUAUAAAGGCUCUGAAUAAUUUUAGCAAUAUCUUCAUCAGAUAACGAAGUUAAUUUGGCUCUGACUAAUUCUCAAGUAAUGAUGUUAACCAGCCGCAUAUCAAUACGCACAUUAUAUUCUAACUACCUACAACAAAAGUUUUUGUUGAUUCUCCGUGAUGUAACUGACUUUUUUUCAGCAGAAUAAAAAAGAAAGCAUCACUAUUCUAAUAUAUAGCAAUGCUUUCUCUCUAUCAGCUGCAUUAAGCAUUUGGAAAAGAAGAAAUUUCCAAUCCUUCUAUGAUCCAAGAUUUGCGAAGUAGGCGUAUUUCUUAUUCAGUGAACCUUUUUCAGUAUGAAACAUGUCACUGCGUUAUCCUCGGCAAUGUGCUCCCUCCUUUCAACAUGAUCAAUCGGAACAGAUAUAUUAGAGAAAAAUUUUCCAACUAAUAACUUCAGCUUUCAUGUACAACAGGAGAUCCCUGUUAGCUGUAACUUUUCUUCUUUAUUUUUGUAUGUUUAGUGAAAAUUGUGAUGUCCAGGCACUCUCAAGUCUGACCUCAUCGCACUGAAAGUUUACUUUUCUCCCACCUGUGUGGUACAAAAUAAUUAAAACAAUUAUUUUUGUUGAAA
This is a messenger RNA of Bemisia tabaci, 3964 nucleotides long. It is a transcript of the gene Acadvl, whose product is annotated as Acyl-CoA dehydrogenase very long chain. The record is from RefSeq and is a predicted model, not a curated record. Gene Ontology annotation, molecular function: very-long-chain fatty acyl-CoA dehydrogenase activity; fatty-acyl-CoA binding; flavin adenine dinucleotide binding. Lineage: Eukaryota; Metazoa; Arthropoda; Insecta; Hemiptera; Aleyrodidae.